Ixodes scapularis (black-legged tick) is the source of this 775-nucleotide messenger RNA. RefSeq names its product leucine-rich repeat extensin-like protein 3. The transcript is spliced from 2 exons. The record is from RefSeq and is a predicted model, not a curated record. NCBI's taxonomy places the organism in Eukaryota, Metazoa, Arthropoda, Arachnida, Ixodida, Ixodidae. The coding region runs from base 107 to 775 and encodes 222 amino acids.
CGGGCCACCCGCCGACCCGGCCCGUGCCCAGAGCGCGCGGAGAUGCCAUGGCCCGGCAGUGAGCUGCAGGCCCGUGGGUGCGGCCUCCGGCGCGAGGCAUGCGGCCAUGCAGCUGCGCUGGGUGCUGGUGGGCCUGCUGCUCAGCCUCUCCGUGGGCGUGUUGGGCAUCGUGCUGAAGCGCUUCUACCUCAACUACUCGAUCGGCGACAUCCUGGCCAUCACGGGACUGAUGCUGUUCACCACUGCCGUGGUGAGUCUGCUCCUGGCGCGCUUGGGCUUCGCCGUCAAGCGCUGUGUGGCGCGCUCCCGCUGGGCCGAGCUGCUGGGCGUGAUGACGCUGCACUCAGGCACGCAGGUCGUGAGACAGCCGCAGGACGCCAGCCUAUUGCCUCCCGGCACCGUGGUGUGCGUGGUGCCCCCGUCGCUCCCCGUUUUCUGCCCGGAUAACGCGGGCGACAUGCUCACCAUCUUCGAGGACUACGCGCAGUAUCCGCCCCAGCCGCGCCGGCUCUUCGACACGCACCGGGUAUCCCCGGCCACGUCGCCCGAACCGCGGGCGCAGGCCCUUGUUUGUCUUCCGGACGAGCCCUUCCUGUACCUGGUGGACGCGAGCGGAUCCUUCGUGCCGCUCGCCUCGCCUCAGACGUCGGCCGAACCGCCCGAACCGCCCGCCCUCCCGUUUGUGCAGGACCCACCACCGCCCUACUCGGAACUAUGCGGCGACCCGCCGCCGCCCUACACAGAUGCUCCCCCGAUGCUCGGCGAGGCCGCCUAG